This is a messenger RNA of Monomorium pharaonis (pharaoh ant), 1787 nucleotides long. RefSeq names its product myb/SANT-like DNA-binding domain-containing protein 3. NCBI's taxonomy places the organism in Eukaryota, Metazoa, Arthropoda, Insecta, Hymenoptera, Formicidae. The transcript has 6 exons. The record is from RefSeq and is a predicted model, not a curated record. Bases 407 to 1345 code for a protein of 312 amino acids.
AACAUUAAAGACUGUGAGAAUUCCGUCACUAAGUAUAUAGGCCGGUAUUCAUAGUCCAGACUCAAGCAUUCUCUUAAGAUUUUCUUGAUUAAGACCAUCUUGUUUGUAAAAGCUCGACUUAAGACAUUAUGUAUUCAUAGUUUUAAAAUAAGACGAUCUUUAUAAAGAAAUUGACACUUUCUUUUGCUUAAGAUUUUCUUACUGAAGUUAACGCUUAAGAUGAUCUUAUUUUACUUUCGGUAAUCUUCGGGAUUUUUCUGAUGUAUCAGCCAAUGAAGUGUUGUGUUUAAAUUAGAAAGAAUUCUGCAAGUUCACGUCUACACGUUUUUAUUAUUAAUGUAUUAAAUUUUGGUGGAUUUCUUUCUGGCGCCGCAUUAUUACAUAUUUAAAAAUUAUUAUUUGAAAAAUGGCAAGUAAUAAGAAACAUUAUACUGAUGCAGAAAAAAAAUUUUUUUUACGAAUUUUGGUAAAAUAUUCGCACAUUAUCGAAAGAAAAAAAAGUGAUGCCACAACCUUAAAAGACAAAGAAGAAGCAUGGAACCAGAUUUGUGAUUCAUACAAUUUAUCGUCUAUUAUUACAAGUAAAAGAAGUAUUCAACAACUUAAAAAAUUGUGGAGUAAUCUAAAAUCAACACAGAGAGAUGCUCUUACGCAUGAAAAACAAGCUCGUCUGUCAACAGGUGGUGGGCCUGAACCUACAUCUGCUGAAAUUGACCCUGAUAUUGCUGCAAUACCCAAUUUGAUGACAACGGCACCGACAUUAUUUUCAUCAAAUUUAUCAGAUGAAGUAAUACAAGAACGACAACAGAGAAUCUUAAAUGACGAUUGCAUUCCUGAGGAAUUAUUAACUAAAUAUGUAGAAAAUGAAUCAUCUGUUGAUGACAAUUUUAAAGAAGUCACUAAUGAGAAUUUAAUUAUUGUACGUGAUACAAAAGAAUCAAACAGUGAGAUCGAUGAAGCUGAUAAAGAAAAUACUGAUAUAUUAAAUACCAAACAUGCAAUACUUAGUAACUAUAAAGCAUCUACAUCGAAAAAUGUGCCUGUACAAAAGAAAUGUAUAUUAGAGGAUAUCAAUGAUAUUGUAGUACUUACACCAAAGAAGGAAAUAAAGAAACUACAACUGGAAAAUGAAGAAAAUAAUAAUGAAAAAUUGUUGAAACUGAAACGAAUAAAAUCUAUAAUUGAUCGAGAGCAGCAAUUAGCAAAUUUAAAUAUACGACAUCAAGAAGUAAUUCAAAAACUUGAAAUAGACCAUCUCAAAGAAAAGUAUGCCUUGGAAAUUCGUGCAGCUACUGCUGCCGCUGAAUUAUCGGAAUUAUUACUUAAAGAAAAACAAAAUAAAUAAACGCGGUUAUUUUAUAUUUUUAUAAGUUUGAAUAAGUAUUUAAAAAAGUACAAAAAUUAUUUUUUAGUUUUAUAUAUUAUUGCUGUUACUAUGUAGUAAAUACUAUUAAAAAGAAUAAUAUUUUAUUUUAUACAAUAUUACUAUUACAUAUACGUAGUAAGUUAUAUCAAAAAGUACUACCAAAAAGAAUUAUUAUUUUAGUUUUACGUAUUACUUGUUAUGUAAUAUUAUGUGCAUUACUACUACUAUGCGAUGUUAUGUGAUAUUUAGUAUGUAAUUAUUUUUUUAAUUUUAAUUAAAAUCAUAUCUACCGUUAACGAUAAAAAAAAAUUAAAAAAACCAAGAGUAUUUUAUUUGUCUGUAAUAAAAGUUACGUUGAAUGCAGUUUGUUUCGUUUUUAUCUUAUAAAUAAAUAAAAUGUGAUGGAUAUAAUAGUAAAAAA